AAAGGGCUCGGCGUGUUAGCUAACUAGUUAGUUAGCGAGUGAGUGUGUGAGAGCUGCACAAUGGCCGACAACACUAUCUUGUACUGGGGUUCGGGCUCCCCUCCCUGCUGGAGAAUCAUGAUCGCUUUGCAAGAGAAGAAACUAUUUGGGAUCCCGCAGAAAUUGCUGUGUUUUGACAAGCAGGACCACAAGUCACCGGAGGUGCUGGCUGUGAACCCCAGAGGACAACUCCCAAGCUUCAAGCACAACGGGAACAUUGUGAACGAGUCUUUCGCAGCCUGCAUGUACUUGGAGAGUCAGUAUAAAUCCCAAGGCAACCAAUUGAUCCCAGACGCACCAGCAGAACAGGCUCUGGUCUACCAGAGAAUGUUUGAGGUUCUAACUCUGCAUCAGAAGAUGGCUGAUUAUGCUUUCUACAAUUGGAGGGUCCCAGAACCUGAGCGACAUGAAAGUGCCCUGGCAAGAAAUAAAGCUGCCUUGACAUCCGAGUUUACCCUCUGGGAAGGAUAUCUAGGGAAGAUGGGACCCCAAUCAUAUAUAGCAGGGAAAAACUUCACCAUGGCUGAUGUCAUGCUGUUCCCACAACUGGCCCUAUGUGUCCGAUUUGGACUGUCGCAGAAGAGAUAUCCAUACCUGCUUGAUUAUUACAAUCGAGUGAAGGAGCGACCCAGUAUCCAGGCAACCUGGCCCCCUCACUGGAAGGACACUCCUCCAACCAUGGACCCCUUGAAAGAGGUCUGAGCUGCCAUCCAGCACUGUCCUGUUCUGACUAAAAUAACAUAUCCCCUAUGAACAGAGUGGUCAUCAUACCAUUUAUUAUGCCCUUUUUGAUACAGUACAUGCUGUUUCACAAAGAGGCAAAUUCUAAUUUGUCUCGUUUACUCCUGGGACUGUCAGUUUUAUUAAACAUAUCAGACGGAUGAGCUAUAUCCAUUUCAAUAUCUGGGUGUCAAGGUACAAUCAUUGUUAAUAAGAAAAGGUACUUUGUAGCAAAAAUAAAGACUUGAUAUGAAA
This is a messenger RNA of Chiloscyllium plagiosum (whitespotted bambooshark), 1014 nucleotides long. RefSeq names its product glutathione S-transferase A-like. The record is from RefSeq and is a predicted model, not a curated record. Gene Ontology annotation, cellular component: mitochondrion. Gene Ontology annotation, molecular function: maleylacetoacetate isomerase activity; glutathione transferase activity. NCBI's taxonomy places the organism in Eukaryota, Metazoa, Chordata, Chondrichthyes, Orectolobiformes, Hemiscylliidae. Gene Ontology annotation, biological process: glutathione metabolic process; L-phenylalanine catabolic process.